AUGCCUGCCAUUCCCACCACCGCUCGGUCUUCAUCCACACCCACUGGCCUCUUCUCCCCGGUCUUCCUCUACUCUCUCCUCGCGGUCUUUAUCGUUUUCGUCAUCAUCCUUAUCACUGUGUCCAACUAUCGUGCCAUGUCCCGCCGCAAUAACGCUGGUCAGAACAACGCGAACACACUUUGGACUACCGGUCCUACCUCGACGUCGUCGAUCCGCCCUCUAUCGGUACCCCGGUUCAAGCCGUUCCUACUCAGGACGGACCUCGCUUUACCCUUGGACGCGCAGCUUCGUCCUACCGCCGAGAAGGAGCUCACUCUCGUGCGCGGCAAGCGGAUGUCAAGGCCUAGAUCAUCCUCAUUCGAAGCACCGGUGCAACCGCCUCCACCAAUCUACGUGUCCCAACCGACCGACCUCGAUCCCAUGCGACCUAUCUCGGUGCCCAAAGCGGCGCCGCCAGUCGAGAUCAAGCUUGAUACGCCUCCUCUGACUCCCAUCGUUGCCAAGCAACCCAUUGAGGACUCUCGCAAGUGCGAAGAAGGUCUCUAG
Molecule: messenger RNA, 546 nt
Organism: Peniophora sp. CBMAI 1063
Lineage: Eukaryota; Fungi; Basidiomycota; Agaricomycetes; Russulales; Peniophoraceae
Source: the annotation of a GenBank genome assembly